AUGUGCUCGCGAUGGCAUCACUUAGGCUAUACUGCAUGGCUGCUGGCAUGGACAGGUGAAUCUGCGUCCGUGCUGGACAUGAUGACCCAAACAGAACCCGGUUCCGCCUUGAGGAGGCCGUCCACCGGACACAGCUGCCCUUCAGGUGCUUCCUUCUCUGUGCGGUUGGGUGGCCACAGAGGAGGCUGUGUGUGCGACUUCGGCUUCUCCGGCCUUUUGCGCUGGGAUGCUUCCGGAGGCAGGUACCACGGUGCUUGUACGCAGACUCCGUGUCCGGGUGGCACUGUGCAAGGACAUUAUGCAGGCGAGUGCUUUUGUCGCCCACCCAGAGUCGGCCACAUCGUUUGGAGGCGAGCCGAGGAAGGCGGAAAGAACUCUAGCGGCGAACUCGGUGUCGCGUCUUUCCAUGGAGAAUGUGUCCUUUUGCCUUGUCCAGAUGGCUCUUCUCGGGCAUCGGAUUGGCUGGAUCACGGUGUGCGGCGGCCGAGAUGCGGCUGCCGUUCUGGUCAGGUUGGAGGAUUUAUUUGGCAGCCGAAUGCAAGUCGUUUCUCUGGUCAAUGUGUGGACGAAAAUCCUUGUGCUCCCGGAUACGCAGGAGGUCGCAUGAUAGCUUUCGAUGCACACCACGAGAAGCUUUCCGUUUCCACCCAAGUGCGAAUUCUUGGCAAGUGCGAGCGCGUGGUGUGCCCACUCCAUGCCGACAUUGAUGAGUCUGGCUUGUGCCACUGUCAGCCACCCUACAACGGAAGCCAGAUCACCUGGGAUGCGGAGCUGCUGAUGUACUCUGGGCAAUGCUCACCCUACUUCCAUUGUCCUCCUCGCACUGUCUAUCGCAACGUGGAUUUGAGUGUCGUGAACACACGGCUGGCCUGCGUGUGCCGGGAUGGCUAUGCUGGCGGUCACAUGUCUUGGGAUGCAUGGGGACAUCGCGUUUGGCAUGGCGAUUGCCAACUGGUUGCUUGUCCACUGGGUGCGCAAAGACAUGGGGAUGGUCUGUGUCAGUGUCGAAAUGGUUCAUUGACAUGGGACGCACUACGCGGAAGCUACGAAGGCCUCUGCGGGCAGGAGCACGCGGCCGGAACAGAGACGGGGCAGAAGCAUGAGCAGCCCGAGCAGCCGUGGAGGCCCCAGCGACCGCGGUGGACCCGAUUGCGGCACCGAGAAGCCGGCAAGGGUGGCCAUGCCACACAUUCCAAUGAGACGGCUGCAAAGUCGAAUUACGAGCACCAGCAGCAACCGGUGGCGGCAAUUCGAAGGCAUAGCCCUAAACAUCCUUCAAGAUCUUCAAGGAAUCACACACGCAAGUCAGCAGUGGCACACCCCGCUGCGAAGCAUGGGAGAUCCGACUCUGAGAAGGCCCACUUUGAGAAGGACAAUCCUGUGAAGCCGAGCUCACGCGCCGUGAAGUUCGCUCGAAAGGUUCCGACAGAGGGAGCGGCAGUCUUCUUUCACGCGUUCUGGCACCCAAUCAGAACCUUUGCCGAGCCUAUUCUGCGGUUCGUCUGA
Molecule: messenger RNA, 1506 nt
Organism: Symbiodinium sp. CCMP2592
Lineage: Eukaryota; Dinophyceae; Suessiales; Symbiodiniaceae
Source: the annotation of a GenBank genome assembly